CUCUGAGCUUUCAAGAUGCGCCAAUGUAUAUGAUGCUUUAAAGACAAAAGCUUGAAAAUAAUGGCUUCAUAUAGCCCUAAACUGAUAGACAAAAAAUACAAUAACUGGGUUAAAGCUCAGUUAGCUGUGUUGUUUACUAAAGAAGGAGUUGAACCUUUUGUUUGCAAUGAAAUCAAACAGUUUCAAUUGAAAUGUUUACAUGAUAUAUGCUAUUUAAAUGGAUUACCUAGUGGGACUUCUUGUUCAAUUUGUUGUACAGAAAAUCUUGUAAAGUGUCCUACAAAUAGAAUAUGUUAUGUUUGGCGUGGGAAAUGUACGUAUCAUCGAAAUGUCACAACACGGUACAAUUCCUCUGGCUGUCCUAGCAAGAUAUGUCAUAACUUCAAAACUGAAGUACAGAAUGCACAUAGAUACAACGGUCCGUCGUACAAAAACAGUGAUGCUACCCAGUGGUGCAGUAAUUUCUGGGAAGUUGCAAAAUGCUUCAUGCCCCCAGAUGGGUAUAAAGAAAAGGCAUCUGCAUCAGAAACAGACUUCAAUGGUAUCAUUAGCGUUAUCCUUAAUCACAAAGACUUCCAGGGUAAAGUACAUGAAAACCUCGGUAAUAAACUAAAUAAGUUUGAAGAGGCAAGAGAAAUUGGAAGACAUGUUCGACAUUCAUCAAAACUUGAAAUAGACGAUUCAGAUCUUCAGAAAUACUUCAAAUUAUUACAGCAACUACUAUCUGACACCAUGUAUUUAUCUACAGACACACAUGCGCAGAAUGCUAAAAAGAAACUGAUACAGUUAGAAAAUGACACACUUGUCAUUGGUAAAAAUGAUAUAAGGAAAGUACUAGAAGAUGUGGCAACAGUGCUUCAAGACAAGAUGCAGGCUGGAUUAGAUGAUCAAUAUGACAGAAUUAAACUAGAUAUGAUAAAAAGAAAACAAGAAGAUCUUAUAUCUCUUGAGUCUAAAACUGCCGAGGGAAUGAUACAGCUUCAAGGUAUGACUGAUGCUUCCGUGAAAAGAUUAAAUGACGAAAGGGACAAAGAAAUUUUUACAAUUUGUGAUCAAGGUGAUAAAAAACGAAAAAUCCUGGCAGAAUUAGGAGGGACGUUAGGAAAAAAACUGAAAACAGCAAGUAUAGUCGAGAAAGAAGAACAAUAUAUUGAUUCUAAACAAAAACUUCAAGGCGACUUGAUUAAAUUCUACAGAAAAUGGUGUAGUUCAAUACCUCUCUCACCGCUUCUUGAAGAAAUAGAGACACCUUUAGCUGGGUUCUACGUGAUGCCAGAUAUGGUCGCCGUAAAACAGAAGUCCCUAACAUGUCAUGAAGAGGAAAGAACACCGGUAAAGUCAUUGAAAGACCUGUUUUCAACCGGAAGUGCAGAUCAGCAAGAAAUUUAUCUAUUAGCUGACGCAGGCUUUGGAAAAACUGCUUUUUCAAAAUAUCUUGCAAUCAUGUGGUGUCAAGCUCAUUGUCACGAUGAAAACUACGACUGUUUUAAAGACGACGAGUUGAAAACGUUAUUUGACUUUGAGUUCUUAUUUUUGGUUUUAUUAAGAGACUGUACCUCUGUUUGUGACAUUGACGAUAUGAUUGAACAGCAAAUUUCUGAGAAACUUCCUUCAUCAACAUUACUAGACGAAGUUUUACGCAGAGAAAAAUGCUUGAUUGUAUUGGACGGUCUUGAUGAAUGGACUCACCCUGAUAAUAGAUGUAGCGAAGUUAAAGAAAAAAUCCCACAUCGGUACAUACGUGAUAAUUGUGUUAUCCUAACGACAACCCGACCAUGGAAGCUUGGAGUGGCAAAUAUCAAAACAAGUCAAAUAAACAAAAAAGUAGAAUUGGUUGAAUUAAGUGCAGAUUCUACGCGGCAACUAGAAGAAAAUGCUAUUAGGAAAAUGACCGGUGUCCAUAACAAUAAAGUAUUGAAGAGUAAAACACAGGACUUUAAUAAAAUGAUACGUGACCGUCGCCUAGAGCACAUGCAAGUGAUUCCACUUCUCCUCAUGUAUAUAGUUUGCCUGUGGUGUAACAAUAUUCCUAUAGGAAAAUCAAAACAUGAAAUUUACACCAAUAUCAUUGAAUUUCUAUUAUCGAGAACUUCAAAGAAACACCCGGAAGUUCAACCAUCUCGUGAAUCGUCUACCAGUGAAAUUCCAGAUUACUUCAAAGGUCAUGCAUUUUGUAAAAGGUUUUACAGUCUUAUAACAUCAUUAGCAGAACUAGCUUACCAAAUGUUGUUUAACGACAGGAGAGAAAACACGCUUGUGUUUGAUAGAACUGUUGCUGAAAAAUAUCUCAAAUCAGACGACAUAAAGUUAAGUCUUCUCUCAGGAAUACUGUCAGAAAGUAGAAGUAAAACUUUAGUCACAGAAAUUAUCAAAGUAUCGUUUUCUCACAAAACAGUGCAAGAAUUCUUUGCUGCCAUAUUUAUAAGUUCACAAAGUGACGCUCAUAAAAUUGUUGUAGAAAACUGUAGAAAUGUUCAAGACAUUCUGGAUAUGUCAACAAUUUGUGAAUUUAUAAGUAAAAUGAAUGCUGACCGGAUGUGUGCAAUAUCAAAUGAUUUGAUGUCUGUGAUAAAUGAAGACGAGAAAACACGCGACUAUAGAACUAGGACAGGUGUCGAGUACUGGUAUAGUUCUCCAUUGUAUAACAUACAGAAAAUGUUCAUGUCGUGUUUACAAGCAAUGCCUGAAAGUGAAAAUAGUCAAUUAUGUUUACAAGAUUUCUUCAUUGACGAGGACACCGGUGUGCAUAUUGUGCAGUUACAACGUUUAUUAAAACAAAAUAAAACCAACAUGAAAUCACUUUAUAUAAACACCAGAAAUACUUCCAGCUGUUUACGUGAAAUUAUAGAUUUAUUCUCUCUCACAGAUCUCAGUCAUAUACAGAAACUUUACUAUUGGGGUGACGAGGAGAACGAGGCUCAGAUAAGUCGGAUAUUGUUUCCCAGUUUACAGUCCGUUAAUUUGCAGUGUGGUAAAUUGACAAAUGAUGAAGAAAAUCUAAGUGAAAACAUGGCGCGAUGUCAAAACUUACAAUAUUUAUAUAUUAACUACUUCACGUUAUCUCACAAAAUACUGGAAACAAUUUUCAAUUUUAUCUCAGGUCAAAAAUCAAUGAAAGAGUUAACAUUGGCGUGUUUAGACUGUAAAGAACAUGGCGGCCAUGAUUGUAAGAGAUGGAACUUGGACUUGUCUCAACAUUCAACUCUAUCAAAGUUAGACUUGUGGCAAUUACCUGGGAGUCUACAAUUAAAUAUAUCAACAUCGUCGUUAGUUGAUGUUACGUUGUGGGGAAUCAAUUUAGAUGAAUGUUCAUUGGUACUGAAAUGUGACAUGUUGAAUAUUGAACGUGUGGAGUUGUGUAAUAUAGAAAUGUCUGGAGGAAGUUUACAGAACUUUAUUACAGUGCUUGAAAAUCUGCCGCAGUCAGUGACAGUACAGAUGAAAGCCAUUAAACCGGAAACAGAAUAUGACCGUGUUAGAGAAAAUAUUCGGAGAUCACAAACUUUUCAUGUGAUACAAGAAGAGGGCGGGUCUAUGCAGCCAUUUGAGUUCAAAACAAUAAAACCAAGCAAAGAAUAGACAAGAAAAAAACAUUGUGAAAUAAAUUGAAGAAAUUACUUCAAUAAUUUUAAAUAAACAAAACAAUUUAAGUAUGGACAUUUAGAAACAAAAUGGCGGUUUUUCGAACUAUAUUAUAGUCCUCAGUUAGGACAUACAUGUAAUAUACGUUUCCAAUUAAAACAUUAAUUGACAAUUGAUUAUAGAUUUAAAAAAAUAACUGAUAUAAUUAAUUCAUUGAAGUCUUUUACAAGUUUUUUACGGAUCUUAAUAUAAAAGUUGGACAAGGAUACGGAAAUAUUUCACAGGUAAGAGAUUUUAUAUUGAAUGUUUAAUCUUUAAUUAUUAUUUUAUUAUACAUGCAUAUGUAAGAACUGAAAUAGAUUAUUGACAGUGAACACGAUUCUUAUAUUUUCUUUUAAUCGAAUAAAAUAUUUGAUAUAAAUAAAUCAACAUUAAUUAAAUAUUUAACAUGAAUUGUUUUUAUUCUGGAAUAAGAUUAUUUUUGUAAUUAAAAUGAAGCAUUUUAUAAACAUUGACUAUAAACAGAUACACAAUACAUGACACAUGUUAAUUAAAUGGCACGUCACCACCUCUACAUUAAACAUAGUUUGAACCAGCGCAUACAUGUAAUACGUUUCUCAAU
Molecule: messenger RNA, 4204 nt
Organism: Ruditapes philippinarum (Manila clam)
Lineage: Eukaryota; Metazoa; Mollusca; Bivalvia; Venerida; Veneridae
Exons: 4
Coding region: 61-3579 (1172 amino acids)
Source: RefSeq, a predicted model, not a curated record